GUUUCUUACGUUUCCACUGUCAAGCAGAAAUCUGGAAACUUAAUUUUACCAUAAUAAUAACGCAAGCAUAUUCCCGGAACAUAAACAUUCGUGACGUAACAUCCGUCACGGAAGUGGACUAGCGGCAGUAGUGAGUCUCGUGCGCUCCUGAGCUCCAAGGCCCUCGUGAGUCUGGUGUCGUACUGCAGCGCGCGCCGGCAGACAUGCUGAAGGUGCUGCAGGUGUGUGUCCGCCGCCGGCUGUGCGCGCGCGUCUGUUCGGCGGUCGGGGCGCGCGGGCUCAGUCGCGGCUUCGCGGGCAGACUGAGCCGGACCGGAGACCGAGACUGCACCGUGGACCCGAACCUGGAGGAGCAGUUCGUGUUCGUGGAUUGUUCAGGUCCAGAGGAGGACCCCCAUCAAGAGGAGAAGGAGCUCCUCCGUCAGCUCCGCGUCUCCUCCACUGCUACAGAAUCCACUCCUGAAGGAGCAGUCUCCCCUCAGAAGCAGCUCAGGUCUUUGGAGCUGCAGCUGCAGGCGCUGAGGAGCGGGGCCCGGCAGAACGUGGGGCCAGAAUCGCUCAUCCAGUUCCAGGACAAGGACUUCCCUCUGGAGGAGAGCAUCCUCUCUGCAGACUCCAAAAAGAAGAAGAAGAAGAAGAAAGGGGUGGAAGGGAAAGGUGGGCACAAGGUUUUUGGAAGCCCUGAUGUGGAGGAGCCCAUCAGCGACACCUGUUGCUCGGGCUGCGGCGCCUUGAUGCACUGCACAGCUGCAGAUGUCCCUGGAUACCUGCCCAGCGAGAAAUACAAGGCGCUGCUGAUGGACGGCCAGCUGGGCGGAGCCAUCUGUCAACGCUGCCACCUGCUGACCCACCACCAUAAGGCGCUGAACCUGCAGCUCACCAGAGAGCAGUACCGGGAGGUGGUUCAGCAGAUCCGGCCUCACAGGGCUCUCGUGCUGCUCAUCGUGGACCUCCUGGACCUGCCCGACUCGAUCGUGCCCGACCUGCCGGGCCUGGUAGGCGCCAACAAGCACAUCGUCGUGCUCGGCAACAAGAUCGACCUGCUGCCAGGUGACUCGCCAAACUACCUCCAGAGACUGAAGCGGCAGCUCUCCGGUUACUGCCAGCAAGCCGGCUUUGGGAGUCAGGUGACGGACAUCCACCUGAUCAGCGCCAAGACCGGCUAUGGGGUGGAGGCCCUGAUCUCCAGCCUGCAGAGAUCCUGGAAGUACAAAGGAGACGUGUACCUGGUAGGCAGUGCCAACGCCGGGAAGUCCACUCUUUUCAACACGCUGCUGGAGUCGGACUACUGCAAGUCCAGAGCCUCAGACGUCAUUCACAAAGCCACCAUCUCCCCGUGGCCCGGGACCACUCUGAACCUGCUGAAGUUUCCCAUCAUCAACCCAACGCCGUACAGGAUGUUCAGGCGGCAGAAGCGCUUGAAGGAGGCGGAGCAGCAGAUGGAGAACGAGCUAACCCCACUCGAGCUGAAGAGGCUGCAGCACUUGAGCCGGCAGGGGUACCUAGUGGGUCGAGUGGGGCGGACUUUCCGAUCCGAUGGACCCAAAAGAGACGAGAUUGAGUUUGAUCCAGACAGUUUGGCGUUUGGAGAAGACGAGGAGCCGGCAGAGACAACUGUGCACCAGUCACAUGACGAGCUCAGUUACAACGAGCUGAAGGACGCCCACUGGCUGUACGACACGCCGGGGAUCAUCAAAGAACACGAUAUCCUCCAGCUGCUGCAGGAGAAGGAAGUCCAGCUGGUGGUUCCGACUCGGGCCGUGGUCCCGAGGACCUUCGUGUUGCAGCCCGGCAUGUCUCUUUUUGUGGGAGCUUUGUUCAGGAUAGACUUCCUGCAGGGGGAGAAGUCCUGCUGGUUUUCCAUCAUGGCUUCCAAUUUGGUUCCAGUCCACGUCACCAGUCUAGAUAAAGCUGACAGCAUUUAUGAGAAACAUGCAGGACACGUCCUGCUGGGGGUUCCAACAGGGGGGUCAGAGCGGAUGAAAGCGUUUCCAGCGCUCGUUCAUCAGGAUUUCUCCGUAGAGGGUGGAGGUUACCUGGAAGCUGCCGUGGACGUCAAACUGUCCUCAGCAGGUUGGGUGGCUGUGACGGCGGUGGAGGGACAGCAGCUGCAGCUCAGGGUUCACGGGCCGCCGGGCGCUGGUCUCGGUCUGCGGACGCCACCGCUGCUCCCUCAUGUUGUGAAUCUGAAGGGGGAACGGAUCCGAAAAUCGCCCACCUACAAAACCAUAAAGGUUUCGGGACUUCUGACCAGCGGACUGUCAGCCACAGGUGCUGAGCGGCUGCAGGUGAAGAAAAAGAAGUGACCCCAGGCACCUGCAGGAGGGUGUAGCUCCGCCUCCAACACCUGACAAAUGUGAGCAGCAGCUGCUCUGAUUAGUGGAAUGUUUUUAAGUUCAUGAGAUUUUGUAGAUGAAUUUAUUGGUACAUUUUGCUGUCAGUCUGAUUAAAGACGUCUGGAAUGAAA
Messenger RNA from Oryzias latipes (Japanese medaka), 2467 nucleotides. It is a transcript of the gene noa1, whose product is annotated as nitric oxide associated 1. Gene Ontology annotation, molecular function: GTP binding. The record is from RefSeq and is a predicted model, not a curated record. Lineage: Eukaryota; Metazoa; Chordata; Actinopteri; Beloniformes; Adrianichthyidae.